CCGGGGUCGUAUACCACUACGGUCAAAACAGAAUCUCAAAGCCGCUUUUCGCCAUGUCAUCAGUUCAAGAGCGCCAUCCGGAACUCUUUGUGCCGCUCAACAGAGAGUCGCCCAGGGGCAGAACACGUACAGUCCCGAUGCAGGUGCUCUGCCUUGGCUUCAAUCGCACGGGGACAUCCACCAUGUCGGCCGCCUUGGAAGCCCUGGGCAUCCCAUGCUGGCACUCGUUCCAGCUCCUGUCCGCGCACUUUGGCGACAACGAGAAGUGGCUCGACAUUUUGGAGCGAAAGUUCUUCCCCAAAGAGCCCUAUGAGCCCAUUGGCAGCGACGAGUUUGACCAGCUACUGUCCUCCUUUGGUGCCGUGAGUUCGGAUACCCCGGCCAUCUGCUUUGCAGAGGAACUCGUGGCCGCCUAUCCAGAAGCCAAGGUCGUUCUCAUCGAGAGGGACAUCGACAACUGGUACGAAAGCUACAUGCACUCCAUUGUUACUAAUGUCUUUGACCCAAUGGCGAAUCUCCUCAUCAUUAUCGAGCGUUCCUACUUUCGCUCCGUGGGCCUCGUGCAGAAGAGGGCGGUGGAGGGCUGGGCGGGAAUCCACUCGUACAAGGAAGGCGCGCGCAAGGCCAAGAACGUCUAUCGAGCGCACUACGCGCUGGUGAGUAAGAUUACGCCAAAGGAGAGGUUGCUCGAGUUUAGGUUGGAGGAUGGAUGGGAGCCCCUCUGUCAGUUUCUGGGCAAGGAUGUGCCAGAGGAGCCAUUUCCACGGCUCAAUGAGAAGAACCCGCCUAUCCUACAUGCUCAGACGCCCGUGUAUCCCAACGGCCAGCGAUGCUAG
Emericellopsis atlantica is the source of this 836-nucleotide messenger RNA. Its product is annotated as efflux pump antibiotic resistance protein. The record is from RefSeq and is a predicted model, not a curated record. The coding region runs from base 54 to 836 and encodes 260 amino acids. NCBI's taxonomy places the organism in Eukaryota, Fungi, Ascomycota, Sordariomycetes, Hypocreales, Bionectriaceae. The transcript is spliced from 3 exons.